AUGUGAAACAGAAAUGUGUGCUGGAUAAAAACUUACGAAUAAUAUUGUUUAAAAAUUAAAAUUACUUCAAUUAUUUAUAUUUUACAAUCGUACAAAAACGUGUAAUUGUUAAAUAAUAACCAUGGAGUACAUGAAUUCAGCAGAACAAAGUCUAACACCGAAUAGUACAAGGGUAUUAUGCUGCCAGUGCGCCGUCCCUAUAGAGGCUAAUCCCUCUAAUAUGUGCGUAGCGUGUUUACGUGCUCAUGUUGACAUCACUGAUGGGAUUCCAAAACAAUCAACAUUAUUCUUCUGUAGGGGUUGUGAAAGAUAUCUGCAACCUCCGGCAGAGUGGGUUGUGUGUGCCCUGGAGUCUCGAGAACUUCUGGCACUAUGUCUCAAGAGACUGAAGGGCCUGAACAGGGUCAAACUUGUUGAUGCGGGGUUCGCAUGGACUGAACCUCAUUCCAAAAGGAUAAAGGUGAAACUAACAGUGCAAGGGGAGGUCAUGGGUGGAGCCGUACUGCAGCAGACAUUCAUUGUGGAGUAUGUGGUCCAGCACCAGAUGUGUGAUGCGUGCCAUCGUUCCGAGGCACAGGACUACUGGCGUGCCCUCGUGCAAGUGAGGCAGCGUGCUAACAACAGGAAAACCUUUUAUUACUUGGAGCAGCUGAUUUUGAAGCACAAGGCACAUUCCAAUACUCUUGGAAUCAAACCAAAACAUGAUGGCUUGGACUUCUUCUACGCAAAUGAGAAUCAUGCUAGGAAAAUGGUAGACUUCAUUCAAUCGGUGCUGCCUAUAAAGUGUCAACAUUCCAAGAAGCUAAUAUCUCAUGAUAUCCACAGCAACAUUUACAACUACAAGUUUACAUUCAGUAUCGAAAUUGUGCCGUUGUCAAAGGAUAGUGUGGUCUGUCUACCCAAGAAGUUGACACAUCAACUUGGCUCCAUAUCUCCCAUAUGCCUUGUGCAGAGAGUGACCAGUACCAUUCAUCUAAUUGAUGCAAAUACUGGACAAGUAUGUGAUUUGUCAGCUACAGUAUACUGGAGACACCCAUUCACUCCUAUCUGCAACCCUAAGCAACUAGUGGAAUAUAUUGUUAUGGAUAUUGACAUUUUAAAAGAGCAUGAAAAGAAAUCAUUCCCUGGCCAAGGCAUAGUGUCGAACAAGCAUGUUGUAGCAGAUGUUUGGGUUGUGAAAGCAAGUGAAUUGGGCUUGGAUGUCAACCCUGUACACACAAGAACUCAUCUGGGCCAUAUAUUAAAACCAGGCGAUACUGUUUUGGGAUACAACUUGGGCGAUUCAAACGUGAACGACUCCAACCUGGACAAGCUGGAUCAGAGCAACAUACCAGAUGUGUUCCUAGUGAAGAAACACUACGGCGAGCGAGCGGCGAGGAGGCGCGCACGUGCCUGGAAACUCAAACAUAUGGCUGAGGAGUUGCACGACGGCGUCAGUUCCACCAAUGAGGAUUACAACGAUUUCCUUGACGACUUGGAGGAGGAUCCGGCGUUCAGACAGAACAUCAACAUCUUCAAGGACGAGAAUAAGAUUCCUGUGGAUACGGACGAGAUCGACCCGUCCCUGCCUCGCAUUACCCUCGCUGAGAUGUUGGACGACUUGGUCAUUGAGGAUGUCGAUAUGACGGAUGUUUGAUUUUUUCUUUUGUAUUAUUUGAUACAAAAUAUUAAGUAUAAUAUAACUUGUA
This is a messenger RNA of Aricia agestis (brown argus), 1688 nucleotides long. RefSeq names its product 60S ribosomal export protein NMD3 (gene Nmd3). Gene Ontology annotation, biological process: ribosomal large subunit export from nucleus. The record is from RefSeq and is a predicted model, not a curated record. Gene Ontology annotation, cellular component: cytoplasm; nucleus. NCBI's taxonomy places the organism in Eukaryota, Metazoa, Arthropoda, Insecta, Lepidoptera, Lycaenidae. Gene Ontology annotation, molecular function: ribosomal large subunit binding. The transcript is spliced from 9 exons. Bases 122 to 1636 code for a protein of 504 amino acids.